AUGUCCGAAACCAUCCAAAACCUUGCAUCUUACGACCCCUUUGCUGAUACCGGAGACGAGGAGGCAGGGUCAAAGGCCCAGGGCUAUAUUCAUAUUCGGAUCCAACAACGAAACGGUCGAAAGACUUUGACUACUGUCCAAGGCUUGCCUGCUGAACUCGACCAAAAGAAGUUAUUGAAGGCUUUCAAGAAGGAAUUCGCAUGCAACGGCACUCUUGUGCAGGAUGAAGAGUUGGGCGAAGUAAUUCAAUUGCAAGGAGAUCAACGUUUGAAGAUUCAAGCAUUCCUGACUCAAGAAGAAAUCGUCACAAAGGAUAAAAUCAAAAUUCACGGUUUCUAA
This is a messenger RNA of Synchytrium microbalum, 339 nucleotides long. RefSeq lists its product as uncharacterized. Gene Ontology annotation, molecular function: RNA binding; translation initiation factor activity; ribosomal small subunit binding. Gene Ontology annotation, biological process: translational initiation. The record is from RefSeq and is a predicted model, not a curated record. Lineage: Eukaryota; Fungi; Chytridiomycota; Chytridiomycetes; Synchytriales; Synchytriaceae. Gene Ontology annotation, cellular component: eukaryotic 43S preinitiation complex. The transcript has 4 exons. The coding region runs from base 1 to 339 and encodes 112 amino acids.